Molecule: messenger RNA, 753 nt
Organism: Plodia interpunctella (Indianmeal moth)
Lineage: Eukaryota; Metazoa; Arthropoda; Insecta; Lepidoptera; Pyralidae
Gene: CPR40
Product: flexible cuticle protein 12-like
Exons: 3
Coding region: 107-679 (190 amino acids)
Cellular component (GO): chitin-based extracellular matrix
Molecular function (GO): structural constituent of chitin-based larval cuticle
Source: RefSeq, a predicted model, not a curated record
UUUUGUGCAAUAAUUAUUCCUAUUCCGGUUAACGUUUGUAUAUAAGAAUCGAUCGCUGGAGAAGUGUAUCAUUCGUUUUUUUAUUGUAUACACGAGAUUUGAAAAAAUGAAAAUUGUCGCGUUGGCAGUUCUGGUGUUCAGUGUGGUGGCCAAUGGGCAGGAUGAUGGUCGGUACCGGCCAGGCGUGUACGGCGGCGACGAUGGGCGUUACAGACCUUCCCAAGAAGGAAGAUAUGUCCACGUCGCAGACAACAGAGUCGCCUAUAGCCAGUACAACCCAUACGUGGUCGAGCAGACCAGGGUUGUGCCACGAUACUACCGUCCUCAAGUGGCGGUAGCCCCCGUGAUUCCCGCUGCUACAGCUGCCCCCGUUUACUACGCUCAAGCAGCCCAGCCUUAUACCAGGAUAAGCCAAGACAGUGAGCGGUACGCCAGGAUCCUGAGCCAAGGUAGCGACGUCGACAUUGACGGCUACCGGUACUCCUACCAAACCGAGAACAGAAUCAACGCCGAAGAAGCUGGAAAACUCGAAAACACACCGACUGGUCCCGCGAUCAGAGCUAGUGGCUUCUACGAAUAUGUCGGCGAUGAUGGCGUCACUUACAGAGUCAACUAUGUGGCUGACGAAAACGGUUUCCACCCUAGUGGCGCACAUUUGCCGCAAAAUCUUCCCGUCUAACUUAAUUCAUAAUAAGUAAUAUAUAGAACCAAUCACCAUUAUUUAAAUAUAUAAUUAUAUUAUGUUUUAACGGC